AUGGACAUAUCACUUGAUAAGGUUCACCGUUUCCACAAGGGCUGCGAAGAGUCCGCGGUGGGCAUUCCUUGCCAUCGCAACGUCCUCAGCGUGCACAGCGCCUACUUUGGGGCCGUCUUCACGCAGGACUGGAAAGACUCAUCGCAGCCUGUCUACCAGCUGCAGAACAUUGACAGCUACACGAUGAACGAGUUGGUCCAAUACGCCUAUACCUUGGAUGUUGAGCUGAACGACGACAACGUGGAGCGCAUCGUGGUUGCCGCGCAGUUCCUGCAGAUGGGUCCGCUGGAGUUGCUGUGCUGGGACUACGUGGAGCAGCACAUGUGCGUGUCCAACUUCCUGGCUGUAUAUUCACUAGCCUCCAACCACCCCCAUCCCCGUCUGGCCGCGGCAGCGCUGGAACUCAUCCAUCUCCACUUCCUACAGGUGGCGCAGAGCCAAGAGCUUUUGAAGAUGGACCCGCAGCAGGUCACUGCACUGUUGGCAUCGGCUAACGUGGACGUGUUCAGCGAAGAUCAGGUUUUCGAGGCGGUGCAGCGCUGGUUGGAUCACGACCGUCCGGAGCGCUUGGAAGACGCCGCCGCCAUCCUGCAGGUGAUCCGUGUGGCCUUCCUGAGCGAGCAGUGCCACCAGGAGUACUCGAUAAUCCUCACCAGCGCACUUACGGUUACGCCACCGUGUCCGAGUCAAACGGUCGGCGGGUCGACGCCGAACCCCAACCCACGGCCUUCAUACGGAGCGCUGGACGUGAUUCUGUGUUUGGGCGGUACCGGUGCGGAUCAGUUCGGCAGCGAGGAAGGCAGCGUGGAUGUCUUCUGCCCGUCGAUCCCGGCCGUGUGGCGUCUGCAGGAUCUGCUAAUACUCGUCGAGUGCUGCUCCGCGGCGCUGUUGGACCCCGGCUGCAUCCUGAUCAGCAGCAUGCACUGCGUCGGGACCGUACGGCGCAACAGUCACUACACCGGGUUGCUGGAUGAAUGGCCAGAGACCGCUCCCGUCCCGACGACCACGCGCCAAGCGGGCGCUCUGGCCUGCCUUAAUGGUCGCAUCUACGCGGCCGGCGGUUUUGAUCCGUAUGGCAUAGAAGGAUCUAAAGUGGCCCUGUCCUCCGUGGAGGCGUACGAUCCCCUGAGCGAUUCCUGGAGCGCCGUCGCCGCGCUGCCCGUCGGAUUGAUCGGUUUGGCGAUGGUGGCCCGUGAGGGGCGGUUGUACGUCUUCGGCGGAGACGACACGGAGGGCGUGCCGAAUGCGACGUUCUCCUACGAUCCUGCAACGAAGGCCUGGACAAGGCUGGCUGAUAUGCCCACCGCGCGCACCGGCUGCCGUGCUUGUGUGGCGCCCAAUGGAUUGAUUUAUGUUACCGGCGAUCUGGUGGAGGAGCGUUCGGAUCACGAGUGCGUCUGCGUGGGUGGAAGGCUGUACGUCAUCGGCGGGUUCUUCGUCAACGGCGUGUACCACGACAGCAUCGAGGUGUACGAUGAGGAGACGGACAGUUGGGCACUGCAUGAGUGCCGGCUGCUGCAGGCCAAGUCGCUUUUUGGCUGCGUGGUGAUGAAACUGAAGCGCGAAUGA
Molecule: messenger RNA, 1569 nt
Organism: Paramacrobiotus metropolitanus
Lineage: Eukaryota; Metazoa; Tardigrada; Eutardigrada; Parachela; Macrobiotidae
Product: kelch-like protein 12
Exons: 6
Coding region: 1-1569 (522 amino acids)
Molecular function (GO): protein binding
Source: RefSeq, a predicted model, not a curated record